Messenger RNA from Macroventuria anomochaeta, 570 nucleotides. RefSeq lists its product as uncharacterized. NCBI's taxonomy places the organism in Eukaryota, Fungi, Ascomycota, Dothideomycetes, Pleosporales, Didymellaceae. The record is from RefSeq and is a predicted model, not a curated record. The coding region runs from base 1 to 570 and encodes 189 amino acids. The transcript has 2 exons.
AUGGCCGAGCUAUCGCAAGCGAUCAUUCCCAGUCUGCAAGCCAUUGCGCUUGUAGCACCAAGUCUCUACACAGGUCUGACAUUUACCUACAGCCAUGUCGUGAUCCCGCCAUUGACCACUCACGCGCCGCCAAAGCUGCUCGCAAAGCAAUGGCUGCAAGCCUACCAGUUCGCGCCCAUAUUUGUUGCACCUCUCAUCCUUCUCGGCGCCUUCAGCAACGCGCUGCUAGCUUACUUAGCCGCGGGAUCCCCGUCGCACGCGUCCUCGCUCUACGCCGUAGCCGCUGUUGCGAUUGCCAGCAUCAUCCCUUACACUGCGCUGUACAUGGAGCCAGGGGUCAAUGGGGCUGGCAAGUGGAAGGCACAGGAGCUGUUGCGCGGCGAGUUCGAGUUGAAGAGCGAAGGUCAGGGCACGAAUAAGGAUACAGCGAGAGCGAGCUGGAAGAGGUGGGCGGAGAGUGCGGAUAUGAAGAUCAUUGCGGAGUUGUGGGCGAAGACAAACGCGUGGCGGUACAUUAUUACUGGAGUUUCCACUAUCAUCAGUGCGACUGCUACAGUCAUCAGAUAUUGA